Trichobilharzia regenti is the source of this 2316-nucleotide messenger RNA. The record is from the annotation of a GenBank genome assembly. NCBI's taxonomy places the organism in Eukaryota, Metazoa, Platyhelminthes, Trematoda, Strigeidida, Schistosomatidae.
AUGCAGGAAACUAGUUUCUUACACCUCGUAUACGUACACCAACCUCUAAUUAUGGCAGCAGAUGAAGAUUUGUCGUAUUCUGAUGAUGCGUAUGAAGUUGAAGAUAAAGAGGAUCCUGAUGUAAUCAAUUCAGCAGACCCUUAUAGCGACUAUCAUCAACAAAUACUUUUCUAUCGUAACUUUGACUCUGUCGCAGGACGAGGUCUUCAGAGACCUAAGACACGCAGACGAAGAUGGACUCAGCGAGAUAUGACUAAUGCAUAUAAUGCUGUCAAAUAUCAAGGAAUGUCUUUGCGUGGUGCUGCUACCGCUUUUAAUGUCCCUGAGUCGACUCUUCGAGACAGAGUUCAUGGAAGAGUUAGUUUAGAGUGCUCUCGACCUGGUCCUCCAACAUUUUUCACUUACGAAGAAGAAAAGAAAAUGGUCGAUCAUAUUUUAUUCAUGAGUAAAAUUGGUUAUCCGUACACAAGGAAUCAGGUUGUCGAACUUGCUGGAGAUAUGACAAAGGCUGUUGGAAGAAUCGCUCCAUUUAAGUAUCUUAAUCCGAGUCAGGCAUGGUUUUAUGCGUUUCUUAACCGUUGGCCAGACUUGAAAAACUUCUUGUUCGGACCUCGAAGCAAUAGGAAGUCUAAAGGAGUUUCAGGGGAUUCAAUACAGUCUUACUUUGAACAACUGGAAAAGGUUCUUAAUAAAUAUGGCAUCAAAGACAAAGCAGAACAUUUUUGGAUUGUUGAUGAAGUAAGCAUAAGCUGUGAGAAUCAACCUCCACGUAUUCUUCCUAUCAGUAUACAACGAGCUCAGUCUGUAAGCUAUUGGAAUCCAACUGUAGCUAUGCUUGGAGCUGCUAAUGCUGUUGGCGAAAAAAUUCCCCCAUUUUUGAUUUAUCGUGGUGAUGGGAUAACAUCAACUAUGAUGGAAGGUUCUGUACGUGGUACCAAAUUCUCUUACUCAUCAUCUGGCUGGGUUAAUUCUGAUGCUUUCAUACAAUGGUUCCUUAAACAUUUCCGAGUACUGGUAUCUGUUCGUCCAAUUAUUCUGUUUUAUGAUGGCCACUUACAAUUUGUCAGUGUUCGUGUAUUAGAGCGUGCGCGUGAAGAUGGUGUUUUAUUGUUUCCACUUCCUCCUCAUCCAGCCUAUAAUCACUGUGUAGAAAAUACAUGUUUCUGGGCAUUCCAGGGAUACUUCAAAAGACGUUUGGAUCGCUUUUUCGAAAAAAAUCCUAACCAACCACUUGUACGCAAUAAUGCUUCUCCAGUACUAACACAUGCUUAUGAAAAAGCCCUAAAUGCUCAGAACAUGAUCAUUUUAUUUGAAAGAUUGGGAAUUUGUCCGUUUAAUAAUUUAUCCGCAUCUAUUGGUGCAUAUACUACUAUGCAGAUAGAAGAUUACGAACAAGGUAGUAUGACUGGAGAAAAUAAUGAUCCAUAUCUAAUGAAUGAAGCAAUGAACCCUUACCACCCACCAAGCUACCUCAACUAUGUAAAUACAAACACUAUAAAUGGUGGCGAAUCAAAAGAUCAUAUUAUCAAUACUUCUAUUGAUCCAUGUUAUCCAAACUCUACUUUGCCUAAGUUGACCACUCCUGCAACAGAAAACCCUCAAAAUAUUUUAACAUCUAAAUCUAAUGCAUUCAAUUGCAAACAGAAUGUGUCAUCUCAUGAAAAUAAUUUCAAAACAACGCAUGCUGUUGUAACACAGUAUUCUCCUUCUGGACGAUCGGUAACUAUACGUUUGCAUGGUCCUGCAGCAGGUGCUAUUCAGCCCGUCUCAUUGCAUGAUGAACCAAUAUCUCGUCUUAGCAAAGAUGCUCCACCUUUGGAUACUUUCGCUAGUUCAGAUGUAAAUAUUUCUCAUGAAGAGGAAGUGGGUUGUGAAACAUCUAGUUCACAAACAGUACCGAAUGAAACACGCUUUAAUGCAGGUCAACAUAUGCGGUUGUCUCAAGCAGAUAGUGCAAAAUUCCCUGUUAACAAAGAAGUUGUUGAAAGUAUGGAUGGCAUAGAAGAUGGCGAAGCACUUGACUUUUGUGUUGUUUGUGGCCAGUUGGAACCACCAGAAUUAUCUUGUCAACCGAAUCCUAACCAGACAAAUUCAAAUGAAUUACAGGUAAUCGACUGGGCCCAUUGUGAUUAUUGUAAUCAUUGGGUGCAUUUAAACAGUUGUUGUAGUGAAGGAGCUGUAAUUGGUGAUAAUUCAUUUAUGUGUGUUGUUUGUCGGAAUUCUGGGAUUGGCGAGAACAUUAAAAAUCUUCAUGAGGAAACUGAAUCACCGGAAAAGACUGAAGAGACUGAACAAUCAACUAGUGAUAAAUCUUAA